This is a messenger RNA of Lingula anatina, 1272 nucleotides long. RefSeq lists its product as uncharacterized. NCBI's taxonomy places the organism in Eukaryota, Metazoa, Brachiopoda, Lingulata, Lingulida, Lingulidae. The record is from RefSeq and is a predicted model, not a curated record.
AAUAUCUGUUUGGACGUCCUUCUUUCAUUUAAACGCCAUUGGAAGCUUCUCUCCGACUGUCAGCUCGUGGACCAAAUUCUUACCGUCUCUGAAGAUGAAGUUAGCCGCGCUGGUGCUGCUGGUUGCUGUUGGAAUGGCCCUCAAUGAGCAAAACUCCGAGGCUCUCACACCAGACCAGAUCAUCAAAAGUCUGAUGGGCAGUCGUCCGUACUGGAAAGUGAUGUAUGCUUUGGACAGCAGCGGCAGCAUUGACAGCACUGAAUGGACACAGUCCAAAUCAGCGGCCAGGGAUAUCCUUGCCAUCAUCAAUUACAUCCCUCAUCCUAAUAGUAUUGUCCCUAGUGGACAUAAGAUUGGUCUGGUACGGUUCUCUAGCACAACACCGACAACGGUCAUCUUCUCCCUGGGGACCUACCCGUACUACCCAGCCAAUGAUGCCGCUAUUGCUGCCGUGCCUAAAGUUGGUCAUCUUACAAAUAUGAACAAGGCUUUGGCGUUGUGUGAGCGUCAGCUUGGUCUCAAUGGCCGCCGCUUAGUCUGGAUGACCACUGAUGGUUACUAUAACGAGGGGGGUGACCCGAGGCCCAGAGCAACGGCUAUGAAGAGAACAGGAACGGUUAUUUGUGUCGUUGCUAUUGGCACAAACCCCAACAUGGCCGUAAUCAACGCCAUUGCGUCGUGGAUCACCUCCUUUGACUUCGAUAAGUGUGUGAAAUGUGUCCUUACAUACGACACCUAUGAGGCGUACUGGUCCGCCACGUAUGCUGCCAAACUGAGGGUGGUGGUACCAGAGGCUCAACCCGCCUUGACCUAAUCUGUUAUCCUUAUCUGCACAUAGGAUGAGAAAGCGCGGAGUAUUUUUCCGUUCAUUUUAGUACCGCGUGCUAUGAAUUUGUUUUGACUUUCUGUACAGAUCAAAACUGAACAUCUGCCUUCUUUAUUUGAACAAUUUCACUGCAUGCAGUGAAAAUGAAUUCUCUGUCAAUGAUUAUGUUAUACAAUGUAUUAUGUAUUUGUGUAGUUCUGAAAAGUAAGAUAUCUCAACACGCAAAGUGAUGGAAAAAAUAGAUGAAAAACACUACUACCACCUUAUUACCUUGAAGAUUUUUUGUGCUAAUAUUGUGAUGGGAUACUUCCCACUAAAUUUAAUGCUAAAAGAUCAUCAUCUACUACUAUGUAUUUGUACAGAUACUGGAUAUAAACUUCCCCAAAUGCUAUUUCAUUGGACUUUUUUGUUUUAACAAAAUUAAUAAAUAAAUUGAAUAAAAUUUA